Sorex araneus (European shrew) is the source of this 2683-nucleotide messenger RNA. RefSeq names its product acetylserotonin O-methyltransferase like (gene ASMTL). The record is from RefSeq and is a predicted model, not a curated record. The transcript has 13 exons. Gene Ontology annotation, molecular function: nucleoside triphosphate diphosphatase activity; O-methyltransferase activity. Bases 108 to 1910 code for a protein of 600 amino acids. Lineage: Eukaryota; Metazoa; Chordata; Mammalia; Eulipotyphla; Soricidae.
AGCUCCCCUUUUGCCGCGCGCCGGGGCCCGAGUGGGGCUCGCACGGCCGCGGGCUCUGGCCGGCGCGCAGCGGGUGGGCGGUGUCCGGAGCCGGGGCGGGGGGCGCCAUGGUGCUGUGCCCGGUGCUCGGGAAGCUGCUGCACAAGCGCGUGGUGCUGGCCAGCGCCUCCCCGCGCCGCCAGGAGAUCCUCAACAACGCGGGCCUGCGGUUCGAGGUGGUGCCCUCCCGCUUCAAGGAGACGCUGGACAAGGCGUCCUUCCCCGCGCCCUCCGCCUACGCCGUGGAGACGGCCAAGCAGAAGGCCCUCGAGGUGGCCCAGCGCCUCUACCAGAAGGACCUCAGGGCCCCGGAUGUGGUCAUCGGAGCCGACACCAUUGUGGCCCUGGGCGGGCUCAUCCUGGAGAAGCCGGUGGACAAGCAGGACGCCUACCGCAUGCUGUCCAGCCUGAACGGGAAGGAGCACAGUGUCUUCACGGGCGUGGUCAUCGUCCACUGCCGCAGCUCGGAUGGCCGGCUGGACACGGAGGUGUCCGAGUUCUUUGAGGAGACGCGGGUGAAGUUCUCUCAGCUGUCGGAGGAGCUGCUGUGGGAUUACAUCAACAGCGGGGAGCCCAUGGACAAGGCGGGCGGCUACGGCAUCCAGGCGCUGGGCGGGAUGCUGGUGGAGCGAGUGCACGGCGACUUCCUCAACGUGGUGGGCUUCCCGCUCAACCACUUCUGCAAGUGUCUGGGCGAGCUCUACCUGCAGCGCCCCCUGGAGGACGCCCCCUGCGCCCCGCCGCCGCCGCCGCAGGGCGCCCCGGGGGGCCUCGGCCACGUGGGCGGGGCCCCCUCGGACCUCGGGCCUGGCCAGGCGACGCAGGAGGCAGCGCGGAACGGGACCCUGGACGUGCCGCCCCCGUUCCCCUCCGGCCUUAUGGAACUCAUCGACGGCUUCAAGGCUUCCAAGGCCCUUUUCACAGCCUGCAAGCUCGGCGUGUUCGAUCUACUGCACGACGCAGCCCCGCAGACGGCCGAGGCGCUGGCCCGCAGAACCGGCGCCUCCGUGGGCGGCCUGGGGCGGCUGCUGGAUGUCUGCGCGGCCCUGGGCGUGCUGGAGAAGGCGGACAAAGGCUACAGUAACUCAGCGUGCGCCAGCCAGCACCUGCGCUCGGAGGGCGAGUACUCGCUGCACAGCUACGUCCUGCACAACCACGAACACACGUGGGACCAGUUCACGCACCUGGAGGCCGCCGUCCGCACGGGGGCCCCCCAGACGCCCAGCGCCUCCGGGGGGGAGGCGGAGAAGGCCUGUGUCCCCCCGCAGGGCGGCUGCUCCCCGCGCUUCCUGCGGGCCAUGCACGGGCUCAGCAAACUGACCGCCCGGCUGGUGGCCCAGGCCCUGGACCUGAGCCCCUACGCCUCGGCCUGCGACGUGGGAGGCGGCACCGGGGCCCUGGCCCAGGAGCUGGCCCGGGCGUCCCCGCGGCUGACGGUAACGGUGUUCGACCUGCCCGAGGUCGUCCAGCACGCGGAGGGGGUGCAGCCCGCCGGGCCGUGGACGGAGCGGGUCAGCUUCAGAGCCGGCGACUUCUUCCAGGACGCCCUCCCCCAGGCCGACCUGUACGUGCUGUCGCGGGUCCUGCACAACUGGGCCGAUGACCGCGUCCACUCCCUGCUGAGCCGCAUUGCCCGCAGCUGCCGGCCAGGCGCCGGCCUGCUGCUGGUGGAGUCCCCGCUGGACGAGGAGAAGCGGGCGGCGCGGGCCGGCCUGCUCCAGUCCCUGGACGCGCUGACGCGGACCCUGGGGCGCGCGCGGACGCCGUCCGAGUACCGACUCCUGCUGCGCGCUCACGGCUUCGGGGACGUGCGCACGCUGCCCACCGGGGACUCCGUGCUGGCGCUGCUGGCCACCAGGACCGGGGCGUGAGGACCCCCUCCCCGCCACCACCCACACCCACCCCACCGCGUCUCCGACGCGCGCGCGCGCGCACACGCACGGUGGAUUAAAGACUCAGAGUGACGCAGCGGCUGCGCUUUGGUUCCCUGGAAAGUCUUGUCUGCUUCUGGUCACUGUCGAGAGAGAGAACGACCAGGGAGGGAGACUGGGCCCCCCGGCCCCCUCCCCUGCGCUCCCGCGUACCUGGGAGGGCGCAGUGCAGGGGCCGCAUGCGCACGGCACCCGGUGCCAACCCCCGGGACGCACAAGGAAACGCAGCCAGGACCCACUGCCCGCCGCCCCAGCUGCCCUUGGCCUGCCAUGCCUCAGAGUGUGUCAGGGGCCGGCCCACAGCCGGGCGGGCUGGGCCGGGCAAGGAGGGGGAGGUAGGUGCUAUUUGUGGCUGGGACACAGUGUCCCCGCAGGACGCUGCCCAGUGGACACCGGGCACCUCGGCACACAGCUCUGGGGGGUGCACCCAGCGGACGGGCAGACGGCGCAGAACCUAAGUUCCCCUGUGAGCGGAACCGCCGGGGACAGCUACCUGCAAGGACUCUCUCUCCUGCACACAGAGUCGAUUCCCCCUCUCCGGUGGGUCUGAGAGGCAGGACAGCAGAGAAGGUGCUGGCCGGCACAGGGCCGACCUGGGGUCAGUCUCCAGAAACACCCCACAGGGCUCUCAGACCCCGCCAGGGCUCAGCCCCAAGCAUGGAGCUGGGAGUCGGCCCCGAGCACAGUGCUGGGAUUCAGCCCCGAGCACAGAG